Molecule: messenger RNA, 640 nt
Organism: Gossypium raimondii (Peruvian cotton)
Lineage: Eukaryota; Viridiplantae; Streptophyta; Magnoliopsida; Malvales; Malvaceae
Product: copper transporter 1
Exons: 1
Coding region: 46-486 (146 amino acids)
Biological process (GO): intracellular copper ion homeostasis; copper ion transmembrane transport
Cellular component (GO): plasma membrane
Molecular function (GO): copper ion transmembrane transporter activity
Source: RefSeq, a predicted model, not a curated record
UUCUCGAGUUUCUCUUCCUCCUCUCUCCCUAGAACUUGCCAGAAAAUGUCCAAUGGCAGUGGCAUGAACAUGCCUAUGUCAAACAGUAGUAUGAAAUCGAUGAAUAUGCAGAUGAGCUUCUAUUGGGGUAAAGAUGUAAUAGUCCUUUUCUCCGGAUGGCCUGAUAGCAACCCCGGCAUGUAUGUAUUGGCCCUCUUCUUUGUACUGUUUCUAGGCGCCGCCAUUGAAAUGAUGACUAUGUUACAGGCGGCAGUUAAACCUGGCACCAGACCCAUCCUUGGAGCUUUCAUUCAGGCAGGUGUUUACAUUGUUCGGAUGUGCUUUGCUUACAUGGUUAUGCUGUCUGUUAUGUCCUACAAUGUUGGAAUCUUUAUAGCUGCACUUGCCGGCCAUGGUAUCGGGUUCUUCGUCAUCAAGAUUCGUGCUCUGACUAAAGAAACCGAGCAGCAGUACUCGUCUCCCGAUUGUAUCCCUUCUAAAAUUUGAUAGAAAUUAGUACUAGUCGUGCAAGUGUUGCCUCAACUUAACCCAUUUCAAUUAUAAUUGUUCUCGUGAUAUGAAAGCUUAUGUUUAAAGAUUCAGAAUUUUAAGUUGUAAUCCUCUGUUUUUAUAAAUAUAUGAGGUUAAAUAAUGUUGCAGA